ACCGAACUCAGCGCGCGCCCUCCUUCACCUUAUCCGCCGCUAUGUCCUGAGCCGCCCAUCUAUGCCGCCGCCGCCGACGGGCUGGCUCCUCCUCCAUGGCUCCACCCAUGCGCCCCCUCCCAAUCUCCAUAGCCUCCAACGACCAACUCCAUCUCCUGCCUCCUGCAACUAGUCCUGCCAGUGCGCCGCGUCCGCCGCCGGUGAAUGCCCUUUGCAAGGACUGCCCCUAGCCCCUCUGCUCCGGUGCUCCUCGGUCGUCCCCGGCCCUUUGCCUGGUCGCUAGGGACGUGCUACUCCACGCCUGCUCCUACCGGGGGCCGCCGCCUGCCGCGUCGGCUCUGGCGCUUUGUUCCGGCCAAUCCCGGGCUGCUCGCCUGCUUGGCCGGACUCUGCCGCCCAGGACUUGCUGUCAACAAACAGCAAGCAGGCUGGGACAGGGAAAAAGAAGAGGAAGAUAUAUUUCAUUGCAAGUUUCAACACCCAGUGUUUCAGUUGGACUGAAUCAACUCCAGAAAUUGGAACAACCAUAGAUUGGACCACCGCCUUUGGCUUCAAACAACCCGCCUUCAAUCUCAACUCGAGAAAGGCGAUGGAUCGAGGUUGGAUGAGUCAGCCAAGAGCUAGUGCUGCUUACAAAGAUGGUGUCGAGCAAUUUCUGUCUUUUGCAUUCCAUGAUGUUCCGGCUGGUGAUAGAAUUCUCUGUCCUUGUGUAAAUUGCCGAAAUAAAGGUAUGCAGAGUUAUGAUGGAGUGAAAACUCACUUGAGAUGUGAUGGUAUUCUUCAAGGUUACACUAAGUGGGUUUGCCAUGGAGAGGAUUACAGUGAACCAUCAUUUGCAUUUGCUCAUGUAUCAGAUAACAGUGGCAAUUUUUCUAUUCCUGGCAUCCCAAGGAAUGUUGUUGGAGAAGGCAAACAUGGAAGGAUGGAUGACAUGCCAGGACUCUUAAGUGAUGUCUUUGCUAUGGCUAACAGUUGUGAAUCUUUAUCAAGCACAUCUGAUGGUGAAUUAUAUGGCGUUGAAUUUGAGAAUAUGGUACCUAAUUCAGUUGAGGAUGAGAAUGCAGAUGCUCAAACAAGGAAGAAACCUAAUACGUAUGCAAGCUUCUUGGGGGAUGCAAACACAAAGUUAUACCCUGGAUGUAAAGCAUUUUCUAAGUUGUCAUUUCUCAUCACCUUGUAUCACAUGAAAUGCUUACAUGGAUGGUCACAAGAAUCAUUUACAAUGCUACUUGGUGUUUUGUCUGAUGCACUUCCACAGGCACAACUACCAAAGAAGUACUAUGAGGUACAAAAAAUCAUCCGUGACUUAGGCCUUGACUACGAGAAAAUUCAUGCAUGCCCCAAUGAUUGCAUGCUUUUCCGAGGUGAACGAGCUGAUCAAGAGUCUUGCCAUGUGUGUGGCAGCUCGCGUUGGGUUACAAAUGAGAAGAAAGACUCCCAAGCUGAAUCUGUAUCUAAGCAGAAGAAGAAACUAGCCAAGGUGUUGCGUUACUUUCCUUUGAUACCGAGGAUUCAAAGGCUCUUUGCAACAAGAAAAACAUCAGAUGACAUGUGUUGGCACGAUGAGGGUCGUACUAAAGAUGGAAAGAUACGGCAUCCAGCUAAUGGCGAGUGUUGGAAAGAUCUUGAUGCUAGAUACCCCAGUUUUGUUGUUGAUCCUCGUAAUCCGCGCCUUGGCAUUUUGAGUGAUGGAUUUAACCCUUUUCGGAGUAUGAGUUCAAAACAUAGUACUUGGCCAGUGAUGCUUAUCCCGUACAACCUACCGCCUUGGAUUUGCAUGAAAGAAACAUCUCUAAUUUUAUCGAUGAUCAUUCCUGGACCAGCUUCCCCUGGGAAUGACAUUGAUAUAUAUUUGCAGCCACUGAUUGAUGAGCUCUUACAGUUAUGGGAUGGUGUAGACACAUUUGACGCUUCCUCGUAGGAGAUAUUUCCACUCAAGGCUGCACAGUUAUGGACUUUAAAUGAUUUUCCAGCAUUAGCUUACCUGUAUGGUUGGAGCACAAGUGGUAAAUAUGGGUGUCCAUCAUGUGGUCCUUCUACAAGAUCAUUUCACCUGGAUAAGAGUAUGAAACUUUGUUAUAUGGGUCAUCGUCGUUGGUUACCACAGGGUCAUGUAUUUCGAAACCGAAGAAGGCAGGAAUUUGAUGGCACUAAAGAGACAGAAUUGGCACCGACAACUAUGAGUGGUAGUUCAGCUUUGAAAAUGUUGCAAGGCAGAGUGUUUGUGUUAGGCAAAAAAGGCAAUGUAGCAAAGAAAGCAAAGGGUGGAAAGAAGGUCAAAAACAGUGAAAAAGAAAAUGAAAAGAAUCAAGAACCGAAGCAUAAAAGGAAGGAAGGCAACAAGAAGUCAAUUAAGAACCAAGGUAAGCCUGAGAAGAAGCCUGAGGAUUGGUUCAAAAAAUCAAUAUUUUUCAACUUGCCAUAUUGGGAACUUAACAAGUUAAGGCACAAUCUCGAUGUAAUGCACAUAGAAAAGAAUGUGUUUGAUAAUUUAAUUGGAACAUUGUUGGAUAUUGAUUCUAAAACAAAGGAUGGCCUUAAUGCAUGGCUUGAUUUGGCAGAAAUUGGUGAAAAUGGAAUUCGACAUAAUCUUCAUCCUGCUAUAGAUGAUAAUGGAAAAGUAGUAUUGCCUGAUGCACCAUUGACUAUGUCUCCAAAAAAGCAAGAAAUACUUUGUUCAGUGAUGCACAAUAUUAGGACCUCCGAUGGAUAUGCAUCAAAUUUUUCUAGGCAUGUCAACAUGAAAGAUUGUACAAUCUCAGGUCUCAAAAGUCAUGAUUGUCAUGUUAUUCUGGAAGAUAUUCUUCCUCUAGCACUUCGAUCCUGUUACCCACACAAAGAGGUCAUGGAAAUAGUUAUCGGGCUGUCUAAUUUCUUCAAGAAACUAUGCUCGAAAGUGUUAUAUGUCUCUGAGCUUGACGAACUUCAAGAGAGUAUUGUGAUGACACUUUGCAAUAUGGAGAGAAUUUUUCUUCCAUCAUUCUUUACUAUCAUGGUGCAUCUAAUGGUGCACUUGGUUGAAGAAGUUACACUUGGUGGUCCAGUGCACUAUCGGUGGAUGUACCCCCUAGAGAGAUCAUUUGUUCGGCUGAAAGCACUUGUGCGCAAUAGAGCAUUUCCUGAAGGUUCAAUUGCUGAAGGGUAUCUUGCCCAAGAAUGCUUGACCUUUUGUUCAAGAUUUCUAGAAGGAACUACACGUUUUACAAGACCAUCAAGAAACCCUGAUCCUUCAGACAAGAUAACCGCUGCAGAUUCUGUCAUGACCUCAAGAGACAUCAAUGUACUGGGUAGCCGCCUUCCUAAUUGCAUCUUCCAUCUCGCUGGUACAGGAAGUAACAUAGUGCACUGAUUUAGCUGUGCUAACUCGGUCAUCGGGGCUUUGUAAUGUUUUACUAAGGCUUGACCCUUUGUUUAUUUCUAAUCUUGCUUGUAAAGAUUGUAUACUGACCUCAUGUUUUGCAAACUGAAAAUCUGAAGCAUCUCGUUGUAGAUUGUGUCAUGAGCUCAAGAGACAUCAAGGUGAUGUGUAGCCAUUUGCCUAAUUGAAUGUUCCAGCUCUCUGUAACAGUGUACGAGUUAGCUACGCUAGCUGUAGACCUGUACAUGCCAUGCCGCACUGAACUUUUGGUUGAGGUCUGUAGUUUUUGUUAAUUUGGCAGAUUAACGAUGGCGAGGAUACCAAGACGACUUUAGGACUUGAACCUUACAAUGCAUGAUGCAAAACAUGUGCAGCUUGCUGAAGAAAAUCUGCAAGGUCCUCCAAAGAUUGAUAAUAUAGUACCAGGAAGGUCUCAUGAAUCCACUAGCCAAAUCAAGAUAAUUUGGCCAAAUGGAGAGACGCGGCAGAUUGUAGGGGAAUUUCGGCUGAAGAAUUUAUCCCAGGUACAUGGUGGAAAGAUAAUUGUGGAGACUAACGAAAAAGGUGUUCCGAAUGAAAGGUCUGGUUCCAUUCUUAGUAGCUAUCUUAGCGACGUUGCAGAGAACUCCACAUUUGCACCACUGAACAUUCCAAGACGGGACAAUGAAUUAUUUGUCCAGAGAAAGAACAACAUGAUCAAGGAUGUAGAGGAGAAAUUUGUCUAUCCAUCUGAGACAAAGCAGCUUACACGAGACUGGGUCCUAAUGACUGUUUGCAAAAGAUGGAGAGCCUACAAAUCUCGCUUGAAGAAAAAAUAUUUCAAACGGAAAGAGAGAUCUCUCCAGGAAAUUAUUAGUGAUGUUCCAAUAGGUGUUAAUAAGCAUCAACGGGAGAUUCUAGUUGGAAUGUGGUGCCAGGAUUCACACAUGAAGUUAUGCGAGAAAAACUCAGAGUGUGCAAAGCAACAGAAGAAUCCACACACAACCGGGAGAAAAAGCCAUGUCAGGCUACAAAAAGAGAUGGAAAUCAAAAGGAAAGCACCGGUCCACAAGAUUGACCUAUGAGAUGAAGCUCAUAA
Messenger RNA from Triticum urartu, 4436 nucleotides. The record is from RefSeq and is a predicted model, not a curated record. Lineage: Eukaryota; Viridiplantae; Streptophyta; Magnoliopsida; Poales; Poaceae.